CAUUCAUUGUAAAAACAAAUCUUUACCAUCAGCAAUGGUGAAUGUUAUGAAAGGUGUAUUGGUAGAGUGUGAUCCGGCUAUGAAACAGUUCCUUCUCCAUCUGGACGAAACGCAAUCACUGGGGAAAAAGUUCAUCAUUCAAGAUCUGGACGAGAAGCAUCUUUUCAUUUCGGUCGAAAUCGUGGAAGUACUGCAAGCACGUGUUGACGAUUUAAUGGAUCGCAUCAGCUUUCCACUGCACGAGAAGGACGCUUAAACGACUCAAC
Molecule: messenger RNA, 266 nt
Organism: Anopheles maculipalpis
Lineage: Eukaryota; Metazoa; Arthropoda; Insecta; Diptera; Culicidae
Gene: Tfb5
Product: general transcription factor IIH subunit 5
Exons: 2
Coding region: 35-256 (73 amino acids)
Biological process (GO): nucleotide-excision repair, preincision complex assembly; transcription initiation at RNA polymerase II promoter; transcription by RNA polymerase II
Cellular component (GO): transcription factor TFIIH holo complex; transcription factor TFIIH core complex
Source: RefSeq, a predicted model, not a curated record